CUUGCAUUCCCGUCACCAAGGUCCAGUAAAGCUGUUAAUCAUAAUAUCUUACCUCACACCGCUUGUUUAAAUUCAACCCUCAACCCUCAUCUUCCAAGAUGGCCUCGCCUCCAGAUGACAUUGCAGCCUCGCUCGCUGCAUAUUGCUCAUUCAUCUCAGCGCAGAACCGCCGCGCUCUCGAGAUAUACGUACCAUUCAUUGCUACCGCGGUCCCUGACGAUCUGGAAGACGACGAUGAAGUCGAAGAACUUCGCCUGGACGGCCUCAAUACGCUUCUUGACACCAAUCUCAAAGACCUUGGCGUUUCAGAUCCCGGCGAGAUUCUUGCACGUUUCGAUGAGCUGGCGCCGAAGAUUGGCCUCGACGGUACUUACGUGAUGCAAGAGCACGAGGGCACCUCUGAGGAACGUGAUGCUAUUCGUCGCGAGUACCUAUUCGUUAUCGAGGAGAGUCUGAAGCGAAAGUCUAGAGAGGACGUGCGAGAUUCCAUCUCAAUUCCCGAGGACUUUCGCGCGCUGGCCGGGCUUGUUGACGGUAUUGUGGGCUACGGGCUGCCCGUCUUUCGGAACAGGGCCCAUCCGGCCUUCUGGUGGGGUUGCCGAGAUGAUCUGUGCCCGCACGCGGGGAGGGUGAUGACGCCUGAAGAUUUGACGCAACAUGCGGCUCUCCCGGAGUGCUGGCAAAUCGCGGGAGGAUGGGCGCCAGGUACAGGGCCUGACGCCAACUUCAGCAUUGUGUAUAGCCGGGAGUCUGACGAAGAUCCUUGGAAGUGGAGAUACACUCUUUCCACAUUGGAUCACGGCUUGCAGAUCUUUGAGAGGAUUCCAGAAGUUUUGGCUUGGUACGCGCAUUUCAGGCAAUCCGACGAAGUUCCCGGGCCUGACGAGCUGGACGCCAACACUCUCCUUUUCAGUCAGAUUUAGCCAUGGUUUGUGGCCUCAAAGUCAAAGUGAAUGAAGAGGAAAUGAUUGCUAGAAUAAAUGACUUCAACACCAUGAUAUACAGGCGAUCUCAGUGAGGCCUACAUCUUUUUGUCAACUCACUCCCCAUUAGUUCACAAUGCUUACAUAGAACGGCUCUGUGGAACAACUCAUCAAUUUGAUCAGGUCGCUAUGUGUUAUGUGUAACCACGAAGGGAAAAUGGGGAGUACUGUCAAAAAAUUUGUUGAGGAAGUCAAUAGGUCGGGUCUUUUAGGGCCUUCACAUACUUACUCUGCAAUGCUGGUGAAAAUGACACAUGAAUAAUCAUGAGCAAAAGGUGGUUGAGAGGAUCGGCGACGUGGCAGCACCAAGUUGCAGAGACCGUGAACCCACUUAACAGUACAAGACUUUUUUCAAAAGCGAUAAUCAUCGUUAGGAGGUAGUAUUAGCUUCAGAUGACCUCCUACCUGAGGCAGGUGUUCUUUUCCCAAGGUG
This is a messenger RNA of Colletotrichum acutatum, 1416 nucleotides long. RefSeq lists its product as uncharacterized. The record is from RefSeq and is a predicted model, not a curated record. The coding region runs from base 99 to 923 and encodes 274 amino acids. The transcript has a single exon. Lineage: Eukaryota; Fungi; Ascomycota; Sordariomycetes; Glomerellales; Glomerellaceae.